This is a messenger RNA of Paramormyrops kingsleyae, 3795 nucleotides long. The record is from RefSeq and is a predicted model, not a curated record. NCBI's taxonomy places the organism in Eukaryota, Metazoa, Chordata, Actinopteri, Osteoglossiformes, Mormyridae.
UAAUAUAUCAGAUAUGUAAGGGCAUAUAAAAUCAGUCAGAUUCCUUCUGGUGUUACAAAACUUUAAAAUGCAUGCUUUGUACUGUGAUACAAACGUGGGUGUUGGAUUCUGUUCCUAACAUCUCACUCGCUGGAAUGCAUUUCUUUUUAUGCAAACACUUCUGGAACGGCGGGGUCAGCUCACACCCUAUUUUAUUAUCGGUGCGCAUCGGGACUAUACGCAGACCGAAGGGACGACUCACGGGUCUUGUUUUCCCGUCGAUGAUCUUAGCUGCGUGAGCAGGCGAAGCUUCUCACGUUUCGCCAAGACGAUCUAUCUGUGUCAGAGAAGCGGGACGCUACUAUUUAAGACCCCCCAGCUUAAGUUCAGAUAAACCUUUCAGCUCUACUGCGUCAAGAUCUGUUACGGAAAGUGGACAGGGUGUGCAGUUAUGAAAAGGCACCCGAAUACACGUCCAGAGCAACUCCCCCAGACGUGUUGAUUGGCUGCUUCGGCAAUGACCUGCAGCAGUAGUGCCUUUGCUCGACACCUGCUGGAGGACAUCCAUCUCACAGACGGUGCCUCUGCCCCUCAGCCAAGUCGCUCGACCGGAGGAGACCCCCGGCGCUGUGGCGUGGGAAGCCGGCUCGCUCAGGCAGGCUGGAGGGCCUCAGGGCAGGGCCAGUGGUGAUGGGGGCCAUGGCCUUUUCUGGGACAGGGUAUCUGCCCAAGCGUGACCCGCUAACCUUCUGCGAUGGUGACAUGAAGGAGGCACACUGUGAAGCGACAUACUUUUAAGUUCAUCUUACAUUUUUUUCGUUGUGGUCCCCUAUGUAUGAAAGUGAUUGCUCUUUACGGUCUCGUGUGCCGUGAAUCCGCGCCGGGCCAGACAAUGCUGAUCUGUGGGCCCGUGCGGCGGUUCCUCCGCCAGCUCAGCCUGCAGACCAGCCUGCUCCUGCUCUUCAUCUUCUGCGCGGCCAGCGUCUUCAUCUCGGCCUACUUCCUGUAUGGCGUCAAGCGCGACCUGGAGCCGGUGGAGAACCUGCGCUCGGAAAGCCCGUCCGACUGCGACGGCUCCAGGGUCAACCCCUCGCGGCGGCCCCUCCUGAGGACCGUCGUCCCCUCCACCGCGUCCCGCACGGAUCCCGUCGUGCUGGUGUUUGUGGAGAGCCUUUAUUCCCAGCUGGGCCAGGAGAUCGUGGCCAUCCUGGAGUCCAGUCGCUUUAAAUACCGUAUGGAGAUCUCCCCCGGCAAGGGCGACAUGCCCACCCUCACAGACAAGGACCGCGGCCGCUUCAAGCUGGUUGUCUAUGAGAACAUCCUCAAGUACGUCAACUUGGAUGCCUGGAACCGCGAGCUUCUAGACAAGUACUGCGUGGAGUAUGGAGUGGGCAUCAUCGGCUUCUUCAAGGCCAAUGAGAACAGCCUGCUGAGUGCCCAGCUGAAGGGCUUCCCUCUCUUCCUGCACUCGAACCUGGGCCUGAGCGACUGCAGCGUCAACCCCAAGUCACCCCUGCUGUACAUCACCAAGGCCAGGGCCGCUGAGCGCGGACAAUUGCCGGGGGACGACUGGACCGUCUUCCAGUCCAACCACUCCACCUAUGAACCGGUGCUGGUGGCCCGGGCCAAGUCACCGGAGUCCCCCCCGGGGGUGGGUGCGAGCCCCACCCUGCACGCCACCGUGGUGCAGGACCUGGGCCUUCACGACGGCAUCCAGCGCGUCCUCUUCGGCAAUAGUCUCAACUUCUGGCUGCACAAGCUGGUCUUCGUGGACGCCGUGUCCUUCCUGACGGCCAAGCGCCUCUCGCUCUCCCUGGACCGCUACCUGCUAGUGGACAUCGACGACAUCUUCGUCGGCAAGGAGGGCACGCGCAUGAAGGUGUCCGACGUUGAGGCCCUACUUCAGACCCAGAAUGACCUCCGGGAUUACGUGCCUAAUUUCACCUUCAAUCUGGGCUACUCAGGGAAGUUCUUUCAUGCUGGCACUGACGAGGAGGACCUGGGGGACGACCUGCUCCUGUCCUACGCCGGCCAGUUCUGGUGGUUCCCCCACAUGUGGAGCCACAUGCAGCCACACCUCUUUCAUAACCAGACCGUGUUGGCCGAGCAGAUGCUACUCAAUAAGAGGUUUGCCACAGAACAUGGUAUCCCCACCAACAUGGGUUACGCUGUGGCCCCCCACCACUCGGGGGUGUACCCUGUUCACGUGCAGCUGUAUGAUGCCUGGAAGAAGGUGUGGGGUAUCCGGGUGACCAGCACGGAGGAGUACCCACACCUCAAACCUGCACGCUUCCGGCGCGGGUUCAUUCACAGAGGCAUCAGCGUACUGCCCAGGCAGACAUGCGGCCUCUUCACCCAUACCAUCUUCCACAGCGAGUACCCGGGGGGGCCGAAGGAGCUGGACCGGCUGAUUAAUGGCGGCGAGCUUUUCCUCACCAUCCUGCUCAACCCCAUCAGCGUCUUUAUGACCCACCUGUCGAAUUACGGGAAUGACCGGCUGGGCCUGUACACCUUCAAGAACCUGGUGAAGUUCAUCCAGACCUGGAGCAACCUGAAGCUACAGACUCUACCGCCUGUGCAGCUGGCCCAGAGGUACUUCCAGAUCUUUCCACAGGAGAGAGACCCCAUCUGGCAGGAUCCCUGUGAGGACAAAAGGCACAAAGAUAUCUGGUCCAAGGAGAAGACAUGUGACCGAUUCCCAAAGCUGCUCAUCAUCGGACCCCAGAAAACAGGUACCACUGCUCUUUACCUGUUUCUGGCCAUGCACCCUGACAUGACCAGCAACUACCCCAGCAAGGAGACCUUUGAGGAGAUCCAGUUCUUCAAUGGCCACAACUACCAUAAAGGAAUCGACUGGUACAUGGAACACUUUCCACUGCCCUCUAACACCAGCUCCGACUUCUACUUUGAGAAGAGUGCAAACUACUUUGACUCGGAGGUGACGUCGAGGCGGGCGGCGGCCCUGCUACCCAAGGCCAAAAUCAUCACCAUCCUCAUCAGCCCGGCAGACCGGGCCUAUUCCUGGUACCAGCACCAACGGGCCCAUGGCGAUCCCGCAGCCUUGAAGUACACUUUCCAUGAAGUCAUCACGGCAGCUCGUCACGCCCCGCUCAAACUGCGCAUCCUGCAGAACCGCUGCUUGGUUCCGGGCUGGUACGCCACCCAUCUGGAGCGCUGGUUCAACCACUACCAUCCCAGUCAGAUCAUGGUUCUUGAUGGUCAAAGGCUGAGAAGUGAGCCUGCAUCCGUGAUGGAUAAAAUCCAGAAGUUUCUCGGUCUGGUGAACACUGUAAAUUACCACAAGAUUCUGACAUUUGAUCCCAAGAAAGGAUUCUGGUGUCAACUGUUGGAUGGGGGCAAGACCAAGUGCCUGGGAAAGAGUAAAGGCAGGAAGUACCCAGACAUGGACUCCGAUUCGCGAUCCUUCCUGACGGAAUACUACAGGGAGCACAACAUCGAGCUUUCCAAGCUGCUCUACAAGACGGGUCAGGCUCUGCCCAGCUGGCUCCGUGAGGAGCUGGUCAACGGCAGGUAGCGGGGCCGCUGCGGAUGGCUGGAAGAGAGGGCGGCUCGGCGGAGAGCAGCAGGAGGCCGGGGAGGCGAUCUCCCCUGGACCCGGGACCCAACGCGCCGCGGCACACGGACCAGGAGGCGGGGAGGCGCCGUCACGGGGCCCACGAGAGGCUGCCGGUCACUCUCGGUUUGCCGUAGGCUCCGGGAGGGAGAACCCGAAAGGGGAGAGACGCAUGGUCCACUGGGAUUCUGGAUGGGGCUUUGGAAAGAAUGCCAAAUCCCCCCCCCCCCACACCCACCCCA